GGACUCACCACGCUUCCAUCUCAUUUAAACUUCGAGCCCGGCCGGAGACUGACACAACACUGACACAACAAUAGCCAAACCUGAUGAAAGAUAGUCAGUCCACUUCUUUUGGUUUCCCCUAAGCACUACUACUUAUUUCAGCGGGCUUGAGCCUGAAUGCAAACCGACCGGUGACGCCGUACAUUUUCGCCUCACGUCUCUGAGCAUCGCGCUUCUACAAUGGCGUCCAUCGAAUCGGCAGCAUCGCCGUUGAUAUCAGACUCAACUUCGGUGGGGUCGACGCAAGAUCAGCAUGAACCGACCACACCAUUCACCACUGUACAAGAUCUUUUUGAGGCGAUCGAUCGCGCAACUGGGGACCUUCUCGUUUUCACAGGCGUCUCUCCGAGCGACUAUCUCGAAAUUGAGCAUGAGCGAAAGAGGCGACGUCGCAAAAUCCGCUUCCGCCGCUACGAUAGCAGUCGUCGGAUCCUGUUCAUUACGAUCCCAACUCGCCUCCACGAAGCCCUCCAUGUCAACAUUUACGAAGCUUUUCGUGACCAGCUUGUCCGAAGUGGGAAAGCGGAUAGUUGGGAUACGAUUGCCUCGACCACAUUUCGAGCAAUAUGUGGUCAUCCUGGAGGAGGUGGAGGAGUAGAUGAGGGGGAAGGAGACUCUACUGGCGGCCCGGACCCGGAACGUGCUGGGAAAGAUGACUGGCCAACACUUGUUAUCGAAGCAAGCGUCUCCGGGUCAUUGGCGGGAUUGCGGGACGAUAUGAAAUGGUGGUUUUCCGCGUCCAAUCACCAGGUGCAGAUUGUUCUCCUCGUCAAGUUUGAACGUGCUCGCCGCACAAUCACCGUGGAGAAGUGGGAGGAAGCAGAAGCACCACCCUCCGGUCCUCGUCCUGGAGCGACGACGACACGAAAUGCCGCUGCUCUUCGGCCAGUGCUCCGACAGACCAUCACCAUCGCUCAGGACCCUACAACCAACCCGGUGUCAUACAAUGUUACUAGUGGUUCAUUGGUGCUGGGGUUCAGGCUCCUGUUCCUUCGAGAUCCGGGCCCCGGAGAGGGAGAUUUUGUGCUGAGCGUUCAAGAGCUGGAGGACUACGCGAGGAGAGUAUGGAGGAAAGUGUAUGAUUAGCAUGAUUGCUCAUAACUACCUAGGUAGGUAUGCGAGAAACCACAGAAUUACUAUAUCACCGGGCUUCACUGGCAAAACGGGACGUUUUUACCCUGAGCUCAAGUCGCCCAAUAAUCUGUUGACCGAACCCCGGUUCCCCUUCGGCGAUGGGUACUGUAACCUUAACUUAGCUACCUCAGGUAAGGUACCUCCUUGGGACCUGACCUAUCCGCACCCACCCCAAGUUACACUCAAAUCGAAAUCGGAAAACAAGGGCUCCCCCAAACCCAAGCCGCUGCAAAGAAAGUCUCGAAAAAACCAGAGUUUCAUUGUCCAUCCUGUCUCUUGCCCGCCCAAAACAGAAUCUUGGCACAACUCGACGCACAACACCACACAACCCCUGACCUAGUGUACUACCAGAGGAGAACCCAUCAACA
This is a messenger RNA of Thermothielavioides terrestris NRRL 8126, 1541 nucleotides long. RefSeq lists its product as uncharacterized. The record is from RefSeq and is a predicted model, not a curated record. Bases 220 to 1125 code for a protein of 301 amino acids. NCBI's taxonomy places the organism in Eukaryota, Fungi, Ascomycota, Sordariomycetes, Sordariales, Chaetomiaceae. The transcript has 2 exons.